AUGGCCUCAAAUAGUAUUCAUUGUGAAGUGGUUGCAUGCAAUUUGAACCGACCAACAUCAAUACAAAUAGAUGAAGAACGUAAUAUUCUUUAUGUUCUCACAAACUAUCGAUUAACACGAAUCGAUUUGAACAAUAAUAAUAAUAAUAAUGUAGAGAUUGUUCGUCAACAUAAUAGAAAAUUUCAAAAAGAUAAUAUCGAUGAUGAUGAUGAUGAUGACGAAUAUUCUCAAGGUGAGUCUGAUGAUGAACGUGACACACCUCGUGUAUCGAAUCCAUUUGAUGAUAGUGAACCAUCAACAGAUGAUGAUGAAGAAAGAAUAACCGAUCGAAGAAAUUGGCGUAGAUAUGGAUGGAGAAAUUAUCGAUUAGAUAAUCCUACUUCAAUAUUAUUUUUGUCAGAAAAUAAUCAAUUAAUUAUAUUGAACGAAGGUGUUAUUACAUUUUUAACAAUUGAACUUAAUGAUGAUCAUCCAUUUGUUAGAGAAGCAUCAAAAAAUAUUUUUUGUUAUGAUUAUAAUGUAUUCAAUAAUGGUUCAAAAAGACAAUCAAUUCAACCAUGGUCUAUUUCAUCAACAUCAAUACCUAAUUUUUUUGUUUUUAGCUUACUUGAAAGUUCACAACUUUAUUCACUUGAUAUGCAAAAUGAAACUAUUUCUAUAGAAAAAUUCGCUACAACAUCGAUUGAAUAUUGUCCGUGCUUAAUUUUUCAUUCACAAUUAAACAAAAUAUUUGUUUAUGAUUCAAAUCAAAUCUUUGCUAUGUCACUUGAUGAUAAAAGUACAAUAAAAGUAAAUUUACCAUUUACGGAACAAGGAAAAACAAUAUCAACAAUGACUAUUGAUAAAACUGGAUAUAUUUAUGUAUUAUCGAAUUCAACAAUUUUCAAAUGUAUCUGGCAAUUAGAAUUUCAACUAAUUGAAUGUCUUGGCAAACUUGUUGUCUUAAUAAACUAUCCUCAAAUGAUUGUUACAAAUCAAAAAUAUCAAUUCUAUUUAUCUGAUAUGGAAGCUGCUUCUAUUUAUCGAUCAACAGUAUAA
This is a messenger RNA of Rotaria sp. Silwood2, 1038 nucleotides long. The record is from the annotation of a GenBank genome assembly. NCBI's taxonomy places the organism in Eukaryota, Metazoa, Rotifera, Eurotatoria, Philodinida, Philodinidae.